CGUCAACAUUCUGCCUCUUCUGCCUACAUCUGCGACACACAAAAAGCACGCUACGUACCACUAACUACAAAAGAAAACUUCCUUGGUGCCAACACUUUCUUCCUUCUUGAAAGAACACAUUCACAAGAUACAUCUUGAGUACUCUACUACUACUACAAGCAUCUCUCACAAUACAAACAAAUAAGCAAACAGAUCAGAUCAGAUCAGAUCAACUACCUUCAUCAUGUCUGCUAGCACAGUCCACGUCAAGAACAUCAGUUCUGCCACCAGCGAGAAGGAGAUCAAGGAUUUCUUUUCCUUCUGUGGUAAGAUCAGCUCCAUCGAGGUCACCAAAUCCGGAGAGUCGCAAAAUGCCACCGUAACUUUCGAAAAGGAGACAGCUGCGAAGACUGCCCUCCUCCUCGACAACACCCAGCUCGGUGCCACACAUGUCCAAGUCACCAGCGCCACUGGAUCAAACAACGACGAUGGAAGCCACUUCACACAAAACACUGAGAGAGACAGCGAUGAGAUCACUCAGGAGGAGAAGCCCCGUGCCCGUAUCGCUGCUGAGUACAUUGCCCACGGUUACGUUCUCGGCGACCAGGCUAUCCAGAAGGCCAUCGACCUUGACACCAAGCACGGAGUUUCCAACCGCUUCUUGUCCACCCUCACCAGCCUAGACCAGAAGUACCAUGCUACCGAUAAGGCCAAGUCUGUCGAUCAAUCCUACGGCGUCACCGAAAAGGCCAACAACCUUCUCACUGGCUUGACCUCCUACUUCGAGAAGGCCGCUGGAACUCCCACUGGCCAGAAGCUCGUCAACUUCUAUACCCAAGGAUCCAAGCAAGUCCAGGAUAUCCAUGCCGAGGCUCGCCGUCUCGCCGAUUUGAAGAAGCAGGAUGCUGGUGUCACAAAGGUUCCCGGUACCGAGAAGACUACUUGUAAGUGUGCUUCAGAUUCUAAGAACUGCCCAUGUGAGGCGGGCAAAUGUUCUUGUGUUGGAUGUGAGAAGUCAGAUGUCAAGAAGGUUGCCGAGACGGAGAAGACAACUUGCAAGUGUGGUGGCGACACCAAAGUAUGCGGUUGCGCACCAGGAAAGUGUUCAUGCAGCGAUUGUCCUAAGGCAACGACCGAACCUGUUGCUGGUACCGACAAGACGACCUGCAAAUGUGGAGGAGAUGACAAGAACUGUCCUUGCGAGUCUGGCAAAUGUGCUUGCAUCGGCUGCUCCAAGUAAACGUCACCGGAUCAACACAUUCUCUUUAAUUCGCUAGUUUCCUUGGGCCGAAUUUCAACAAAAAACUUGUAUUUCUAUUUAUUUUUAGAUGGGUGUUUUCGCUGACAAGUUGCUCGCGUGUUUACUUUUCAGCCCCUAGCACAUCCACCCCUUCUGCAUCUGCUGUCGCUUCCGAGGGAACGGGUGUUGUUGAGAGCACAAAGGUUGCACCUUUGGAGCCUGAGAAGAUUACUUAUGCUUGAUUGAUUGGUUUGGUUUGCGCUUUGUCGUUGCCGUUGCCGUUGUUAUCUUGCAAUGCGAUGCGUGCGUGCGGUUUGGGCGGUUGUUAAUUGAUUUGAAAGUUGAGGGGGGUUGGGUUGGGUUGGCGUGUGGUGCGAGAUGUGGGAAUGGGAAUGGGAAUUGGUGCCGAGAUACCUGGUUUUCGAGAGAGGGGUACCUCAGGGAUGGGUUGAUGGACUGGUGGAUGGAUGAAAAGAAGGGGAGAAGCAUGCUUGCUUGCAAAUGCUAAGAUUUCUACGAAACCAGAUUAUGUUUUAUGAAUGGAAUGCAUCAUCAACCAAUCAAUCAAUCAAUUUCCUUCCAAUAUGCUCACAGUCUGAAUAUACUUUCCGAAGUGAAAUAGAUUAGUUUGCAUUUGAAGUUAGAUAUGAAUAUACUAUGACACAGAUGAUGAGGUUUAAAGAUAGGUAGGUAGGUAGGUAGGUAGGCAGGUAGGUAGGAAGCGAGGAAAACAUGAGGAUAUCAAGUGGAGGGGGUGUCUGUAAUCCCUGACUGAUUUUUAUGUAUCUACCUACCUUCUACUCUUAGCACAUUUUUUCUACUUUCUACUCUCUACCUACGUCUUACAGUCAGAAAGGAAAUCCCCAAGUUCCUUUUAUAGAAGAAAUUUCUCCUACGAAGCAGGUACCUACCUACCGACCGACCGGGUCUUCACAUCCAUCCUCGAAGGGAGAGACCAGACCGGACCAGACCGGACCAGGCCAGACCGGACCGGACUCCU
Messenger RNA from Cadophora gregata, 2219 nucleotides. RefSeq lists its product as uncharacterized. Gene Ontology annotation, molecular function: RNA binding. The transcript is spliced from 3 exons. Lineage: Eukaryota; Fungi; Ascomycota; Leotiomycetes; Helotiales; Ploettnerulaceae. The record is from RefSeq and is a predicted model, not a curated record. Bases 224 to 1219 code for a protein of 331 amino acids.